Messenger RNA from Ostrea edulis (European flat oyster), 1903 nucleotides. RefSeq lists its product as uncharacterized. The transcript has 2 exons. The coding region runs from base 41 to 1750 and encodes 569 amino acids. The record is from RefSeq and is a predicted model, not a curated record. Lineage: Eukaryota; Metazoa; Mollusca; Bivalvia; Ostreida; Ostreidae.
UUUGUCAACAGAAACCAGUUCAAUGUGAAAGCCUUGCAAUAUGCGCGGAGUAAUCUGCGUGGUUCUAUUCGGGGUGUUUUUGCAUUUGUCGGGUGCUCAGAGAUUCCGGGGAUCGGUAAGUAAAUUUACCUGGUUUGAAUUUUGUCCCAUCGUUGAAUUUUUUUCCUCUUUUUUGAAAUUAGAAGUCGUGAUUCUAACUUCGGAUUUCCUCUGUUUUUCUUUACAGAGGGGGAUCUUCCAAAGACCAGAUAUAGGCAGAGUUUUCUCGGAUUUUCCAUCACGAGCAAGAGGUCCCGGGCUUGUACACAGAGGGUCACAGUUGCCUUUUGAUACGGUCCCUAUCGAGUCUCUAAACAGUGCUCGGGUACGCAGCUUACGUCCUCGCUCUCGUGCGGUCAUCAAGUCCACGUCCAGGGCUUCUCAUCCGAAGCAAGCAAAAGGGGACAUUUUGGUGAAAUCAAGAAGUUUUAAAACUGAAAAUUCUCCCGAAUUAUUUCGACGAAGAACACAAUUAAGAAGUGAACUUUCUUCAAUUUCUAGAGAGUUUAAUGAGUUUCUUCAUAAUUCUGCAACGGACUCGCUGCCAUCUAUCAAUGACGGAAAAUCAUCAGUUCCAAAUGGUAAUAAUUUACGCCAUGAAGCGACUAGAAUCAAUCCCCUAACAAGUGUCCACACAAAUGACUUUCAAUCUGGCUUCCCGGAGACAAACCUAGGAAAUAUUCACCGAAAUCAAGACCCGACCCCGGGCAAUGAAGUGGUCAGGGAACUACAACGCUUAAAUUCCCUUCUCAGGAACAAUGGGCCAUCGAUAAAUUCCGGUAAUACGCAGGCGUCCGCUCAAAUUUUAAGCAUCCAGAAUCCAACACACGCUGACAUAGGUAACGGUCAUUCAAACGUCCCUGACCUUUCGAACCAACUUUCCUUUGCACCACAUUCCUCCCAUGUCGUAACGCAACAGCGUGAUGUUCACCCCGAACCCAAAAUCGUACUUCUCCGCAACCGGAACUCCGCCAGACCACUGAACGUCCAGAUAGGAAACACACGGCUGGAAGUGCUUGGUGGGAGGUCCGGAUCCGCCUCACAGCUCGUCAUCCAGACAGUUAAAGACGCCUUCGGAUCCAUGGGAGUUGCUCGGAAUAACCUACAAGGGAUCGCACCUCCUAUCGGUUUUGAAAACCCAAACCAAAAUGUCCCUAGCUCCUUCUUACUGCACGGUGUUAAUCAUUCCCAGAAAUCCCUAGGAGCACCACAGCUUCCGCCUCUGCCUCUGAUAGAACAAGCCCUAGCUACAGCUGCCCGCGAUCCUUUAAAUGCAAAUAAUCUUCAGGUUCCCUUGACAACUACAGCUGUUCCGGUUCCCGUUGUGACAACCCCUUUAACACCUUCAGGGGCCCUAAGACAGAUCCUUGGACCAGGCAUAUCGGACAUUUUACUAAGACAGAUGGCACAGGAUAUCCUUCCGCCUGAACUUCAGAGACUGGACGCCAUAAUGAGAGGUCAAAGUCAAUUACUGAACACCGUUAACAACAACACAAACGCAGGGAUGAUACAGAUUGGAAACCAAACGCAUGCAUUGAAUUUAGGCAAUACGAAGAAAAUAAAGAUAACGCAGAAUAAGACCGGCACUCACGCGGUCGUCUCAUCGUUAAACACGGGGGGCGGGCCACUUAGAAACAGUAUGGUGACGGAGGAGCCUAUGGAAUAUGACGAGAUACUACUUCGAAAGGUGCUACAGAAAAUGAGUGGUUAGUGUAAAAAGACCAAGAGAAUUCAUCCAUCCAUUUAUCAUCAUACACAGUCACUUUUCCGCGAAAAUCUAACGCAUGUUUCUUCUCUUUGGUAACGAGAAGAUUUGUUGUCAUCUUGAGAAAAAAAAGGGGGGGGGGGUAGAACUUGGACGUGU